Prinia subflava (tawny-flanked prinia) is the source of this 6523-nucleotide messenger RNA. RefSeq names its product transmembrane protein 106B (gene TMEM106B). Gene Ontology annotation, biological process: lysosome organization; lysosomal transport; dendrite morphogenesis. Gene Ontology annotation, cellular component: lysosomal membrane. The transcript is spliced from 8 exons. The coding region runs from base 147 to 1004 and encodes 285 amino acids. The record is from RefSeq and is a predicted model, not a curated record. NCBI's taxonomy places the organism in Eukaryota, Metazoa, Chordata, Aves, Passeriformes, Cisticolidae.
GAAAGGCAGCGCUGGUCGUGGCCCCCGAGCUGGGCAAGGCUGUGGCUGCUAAGUCACUCCUUACCCUGUGUCCUCUGCUUCGGAGGAGCUUGUCAUGUUCGCGGUUCAGGCACAGCCGAUGGGGCAGACGGCUGUUGCGAUUCGGAAUGUUUUGUUGUGCUGAAAAAGAAGUAGACAUGGGAAAGUCACUUUCUCACCUGCCUAUGCAUACGUGCAAGGAAGAUGGCUAUGAUGGAAGCUCAGUGUCUGAUAACGUGAGGAAUGGCUUAGUUCACUCGGAAGUGCACAAUGAAGACAGCAGAUGUGGAGAUGUGUCGCAGUUUCCCUAUGUGGAAUUUACAGGGAGAGACAGUGUCACCUGCCCAACCUGCCAGGGAACAGGAAGAAUUCCACGGGGGCAGGAAAAUCAGCUGGUAGCCUUAAUUCCAUACAGUGAUCAGAGACUGAGGCCAAGAAGAACAAAGCUCUAUGUGACUGCUUCUGUAACUGUGUGUUUACUGCUUUCUGGGCUGGCUGUGUUUUUCUUGUUUCCUCGCUCGAUUGACGUUCAGUACAUUGGUGUGAAGUCCGUAUAUGUCACUUACGAACAGGAGAGGCGGAUAAUCUAUCUAAAUAUUACAAACACACUCAAUAUAACAAAUAACAACUAUUACUCUGUUGAAGUAGCAAAUAUCACAGCCCAAGUCCAGUUUUCAAAAACAGUUAUUGGCAAAGCACGGUUAAACAACAUCACCAACAUUGGUCCACUGGAUAUGAAACAGAUUGAUUAUAUGGUGCCCACAGUCAUACAAGAUGAAAUGAGCUACAUGUAUGACUUCUGUACUUUACCAUCUAUCAAAGUACAUAACAUAGUAGUGAUGAUGCAAGUGACAGUGACAACCUCGUACUUAGGCCACCCUGAGCAAAUAUCCCAGGAGAGAUACCAGUAUGUGGACUGUGGAGGAAACACGACCUACCAGCUGGGCCAGUCAGAGUAUUUAAAUGUCCUUCAGCCUCCACAGUAAAAGCACCUGAUGGCUGGUGUGGAAUGACUGCUGUUGGUGCUUGCAGAGAUCCUUUGCAUAGAGCUGGUGUCACGUGGAGGGGAGAGUACAUGCGAUGUACAGCAUAGCAAACGUGGAGAUCUGUACACUUUAGAUGCAAGGAGGGAAAGGUGCAAAUUGUAAAUAGGUGCACUUGUUAAAUGUUGUGUUUCCCCUUCUGUUUGCUUUCUGUUACUGUAAGCACUUCUGUCAAGUUGUGUGGUGGGGGGGAGAGGGUGAAUAUCAGAUUCUUGAACAGAACUGAGACUUUUCCUUGCAGUGUGGUACAUCAACUUAGAAUAACUGUGUAUGUCUGUGUUUAGGUGAAGUGUGUCACUAAUGAGCAUUUUAAAAAAAUAAUACUCAUAAAUUUUAAGUUUAUACUUCAGUUCUUGACAUUUGACAAUUGAAAAUGCAGUCUUACUACUUAAAUAACAAGAUUACUUUGAGGUGUCUGGAUAUGAAACUCCUUAUUAGUAACCCAGUGGCAAUAGUCCUUUAUUUUGAGAUUCUACACUUUAUUUGCUAAACAUGACUAGGGGUGACAUGCAGUCUAUGAAAGCCAGGAAAGCUCUUUAGGAUGACACUAUAGCUGAAUGUGCAGUUUCUAGAAUCUGGCUUAUUUUCACUCAUAUUCCCUCUUGCUACCUCUGGGUUGCUAUAAGGAGAAUAUAUAUUGUUGGAUUUAAUGCUGGGUUUAAAACUAAACAAGAAACAACCCCCACAGCAAUUACUGACAAAGGAAAAACACAAAAAUACUCUAGAAAAUGAGCAAGACUUUACCAGUCUGUUUUUGAGUAAGCUUUUUAGAACAGGUAUUAAAAUCAAGAUUGUGCGGUUGGAACUAGGUGGGAAACUUUGAGCAUGGGUUUGGAGAGCUUGGUGUAAAUUUUUGUGAUUUUUUACUGUUUUAAUAUACUAUGUAGCUAAGCAACGUUUAAGUGUUAGUAUGCUGGGUUGUGUUUAUUGCCUGCGCAGGCUCAGUAAGCAAAUGCAGUAGUUAUCUGUACCUCCAGAGCACUCAGUGGUCACAGCAAAGUUAUGUAAGGGAAGAUAAAGCAAUUCUUUCUGUAGGAGUAAAUGCUUAUGCAAUUGUGAGAUUACUGACUGACAGCAUGAAACAGUUUCUGUAGCACAGUUUGCACAUGCGAAUUUCUGGGGUAAUUGUCAAUCGUGGUGAUUAUAAACUUCGAGUCCAAAGUUGUUUGGCUCCUGAAGGCUGACUGUUCUGAGAGUAAGCUUUUUAAUUAGCUAGAUCAGGGUUUUAUUUCUGAAUUGGGUGAGAUGCAGCUGUAAGAAGGUACUAUUGAGACUUUUGCAUUGUAAUGAAUAAUGUAUUUUUUAAAAUAGCUGUUACUGGUUUUAUGCUUCCUAUCUCCUGGAAAUAAGCUACACAAAAUGACAUGGCAAUAAACUCAAUAGAAAAAGGCUUCUGAGUAACUUGCCACUAACAAUCUCUGAUGCUCCAGUACUUCAGCGAAGAUACAUGUCUACAUUAGUCUUUUCUUUGCUGGUCUCUCGUAGAUGGACCUAAGGGGGUGGAUGGGGAAAAAUGUGGGUGAUGAAAGACUGAUUUGAAAGACAUUAAGUAACCAUAAUAAUCCCCCCCACCCUACCCUAUUGGAGUUGCUAUGAGCACUUUGAGAGUCUAUGAAAACUUUUGGAACCUCAACUGUCGGUUUCAUGUGGUUGUUGAUAAGAUGAAGACUUCAUCUUUCGCCUUUAGAGAACUUCUAUAACUGGAGUAGUCAAUUGAGAUGACUUAUUGUAGUUAUAUUCAGAAGAUUAUUCUUGAUUUUUUGGCCCUUAAAAGUAAACAUUCUUUAUUACAGCUCACAGUCAUGAGGGAAACUACUUCACAACUAACUCACCUCUCUGGAGUGAAAAUGAGGUUCAGUCCUGUAGCUGCUAAAAUGCAUUUGUAAGCUUGUCUGAUAGCCUGAAAAGAUACAGGUGAUAACUAAAGACCAGGAGAGUGGGGAGCUAGCUAGAAGCAGAGAGGUGAACUCCUGAUACCUGUUGUAGAAAGAUAUGCUAAUAAUGGAGAGUAGAGAGAGAAUUCUCGUUUAAAUCAUAUCAGAACUGAAGUCUGCCUGCAAGUGACACAGGCUCUUUUCUUCUAGGCUUAAAUAUUUACACACUAGAGUGUUGUUUUUGUUUGGGGGUUGUUGUUUGUGGUUUUUUGAAAUAGAAAAAGAAGAAAACAGCUGUAGGCAGAUAGUUACAUUAAUUUAAAACAAGUUUUACUUCCAAGGAUGAAAAGUAAUCUAAAAUAACUGGAAUGGCACAGUGAUUAACUUAAUUUGUGACAGUAGUGAAUGCUGCUUUUGAACAAGCAUGGCAGGGGGAAGUUACACUUUAUGCAAUGUUGAUGCUCAAACUGGCUUUUGAUUUUGGUGGACAUGCUGAGCAAAAUCAAUAGAUAAAUCUGUUGUUCCUAACUUUGCAUGAAGUGCUUAGAAUUUGCUGAUUUAAAUUAAAAAGUUGAGUGGAGUUAUUCUUUCCAUGUAGGUGUCAGAAGGGAGAAGAUAAAACUCAGUUUUUUUCAUCUAGGAUAUCUAAACAUUAAUUUGUGAUAGAUUUACUGAAUUAUGAAGAGUUCUCCUCUCUAGAAACAAACUGUGGGUUAAAGAUCCACUGAAUUCUCAAAUUAAGCCAGUAGCAAGAGAAUAGAAGGUUUAAGAUUCCAAAUGGUAGCAUUCCCUUGCAUAACUGUCAGCAUAUUAUUAACCAAGUAAAGCAAGUAUUUCAAUUUAUCUACUGAUUUUAAUGUAACGUCAUCAGAUAAGCAGGUAAGCAGCUAUGUGAAUAUUUAGCUUGUACUUGCUUUAUGUGACCGAGCUUGGAAACAUCCAAGUACCAGACCUUUCAUUUUUCAUAUUUGUUUUAUCUUAAUCUUAAAAUAAAGAAGGCAAGCCUUUCAGUUCAGUUGUAAAUCAAUAAAUACAAUUCUCACCAGAAAGUUGGCUUGAAAAAUUACAAAUUUUUUCCUGGUUUAUCUUAUGUGUGUCUUCUGAAGUGAUUCAUAUUUCACUUGUAACUUCCUCUAGUCUUCAAACACUAUCAAAUACCUUUUACCAAUAUUGCAGUGUGUUUCUUUCUAGUAGAAUUCUUUUCACUUGAAUACUUUGUAGCAAUUCCUUUACCAAAACCUGUUGCACUUUAAAAUGGAAGCUCUGUUAGUUAUUUUUUAAAACAGUAAGAAAUAUAGCCCAGAUAUUGCACUGUAAUGGCACUAUUGAAAGUCAGUUUAAUGUAUUCUGUUUAAAAUAACUGUAAAAUUUCAAAAUUUUAACUCAAGUAAGUAUGGAACACUUAGCUGCAUAAGAAUGUUGGCCAUUGGAGAAUAAAGUUAUUGCACCUUUCAAAUACACUGCUCUAAAAAUAAAAGAAUGAAUAAAUAACCAUCCAAGAUCCAAACCAUCAAAGAUCUAACCAUCAAAUAUCUAUUUGCAGAAAUUCAAAGGGAAGCACUCUUACUAAAAGAUGAAAUACUGACAUUCUUGAAUUCCUGGUGUGGGAAAAAGCCAGUAGAAGUUCAUUCAUAAUUUCUUUACUCAUCUCAAUGUCAUGGGGAAGGUUGCUUAAUUUCUAAUCUUAUGUGAAGACAAACCAUAAGUAUCUGUUUCCUCUGUGGUAUAACUUGGAAGUUCUUAAUGCACUUCUGAUGUGUGCAUGACCUUGAUAUCAACCUUGUAGUGUUUAUAUUUUGCAGCCUGAUAUUGGCAGAUUUGAGUACAUGUUUUAAUUGACUUUGCUUCAAAUUAUCCUUGAAGUUCUACAAGUGAAUAUAUUUUUUCAUAGUAGUGCAUUGCAAACAUGCCUGGGCUUUUUAGCAUGUGGUAUAUAAAGGGAACCAUUUAAACACCUUUAAGUGCUUGGAUGGAACCAUGAGGGUCUUUGACCUGACUGAAGUGUUGUGCCCUCAUGAUAGAAAGGAUGGUGCGUGGAGUGGCAUGAGAGAAAUUUCUAUAUUCAGAACACAUUAAAAGAGAAGUAGUGUUAUAUCUUAUUCAGCAUUUAAGACUUCUUUUAUUUUUCCUCCAUUUUUUGAGCGGUGGUGGUUUGUGGUUUUGUUCUCACCCUUUCUUAUCUAUAGCAAGAUAUCUGUCCCCAGACAGCACCUUCUGAAAUGGGUGACUUGUUGCAGAGUUGGGCAGCUGCAGGAAGCUUCACAUCAGCUGAACUGCACUUGUUAAGAGAUGAGCAAGACUAGCAAUGGUACCUCUAAGAACUAAUUUUUUACUUGCCUGACUAACAAAAUGCCACAACCUUAGUAAUGCUUCCAGGCUUUAAACUACUGAAAGGGAAGGAUAAAUAUUGCAAGUGCAACCAAUAUACUUAAGCAAUGGACUACUUGCAACCAGCAAAAUGUUUGUUAGUGAUGGCCCUGGUCAUUCCAAAAAGUCUCAUUUUUUUUUCUUUCGCCCCAGGGAAGAAGGAAGAGAUCCCAGCCAAAAGAUGUUGAGAACAAUUAUUUGGCUGUGGCAAACUUCCAGUGUUUGUUCCACUUCAGAAGUCCCCUUCCUAUUUUAUGUUUAUUUGGGAAUUCUGAUCAUUACCAGAGGAUAGUUUAGGGUAGUUCUACUACCUGCAGCUUUUGCCAUGUGAAUCUGCUUUCCCAUGGGUAGGCAGGCCUGUGGGCCAGGAAGAACAGUCUGCAUGGGAUCUGCACCCUUUGUGUGGAGAGCCCUGCAGUCCAGUGGGAGACUGUUCAGUGGGAGUAGCAUCCUGAUCCUCACAUUCUCCUCUUCCAACCAUCACAAGGGUCCUACAGUUUGGAUGCAUGUGUUUCCUGGGUACUGAAACUGCUAUUGCUUUGCACGGGCAGGGAUGUUUAGUACCACACAUGGAAGUGUAUUAUGGUGCCUGAGUAUUUUGGGUCUGACUGACUGUGAUUUAGUUCUUUUGUUUGUUUUAAGGAAGCAAAUUUAACUGCUGUUAACAUCCACUGUACAGAGUGUGCAUAUAAUAGCUUGAGAUAUGUAUAGAAAUACUAAUGAGUGAUAACUAUUUUUGUAACUUAAGAUGUUCUUGUAACUGUGUAGCAAACAAUCUAUCCACUAAAGCAUGAUAAACUCUCUAGAAGUCAAAGAGUAUUUUGGGAUGACUUGUAGGACAAGCUAAUGUAAGCUGACAGGGGCACAAGGGAUCUUGUUAUUCAGAGGUUCAAAAUCUGGACCUAAUUUCAUUCUGAAUAUGUUUCUAGACAGGCUUGUUUGACUCAAAGAAUGAUAUUAAAUUUUCUAUUUAAAAAGCUUGGAUCACGUAUAUCUUUUUUUCUUAACUGACUUAAUAUUUUUCUCCCCUUCUUUCCUGUCUCCCACAAGUUUCCCCUCUAUCUCACCAUAUUUUCCCACAAGCUUUCAUGUAUUUUCAAGGAUAUGACUUCAAUUUUUGUAACUUGGCAUUCCAUGAUGUGAAGACUUUGCAAUCUACUUUUUUUAUACUAUGUUUUAUUGUGUUAAGUCUGUAAUAAACUUGAGUAUCUGAAAGCUGAA